Gloeophyllum trabeum ATCC 11539 is the source of this 738-nucleotide messenger RNA. RefSeq lists its product as uncharacterized. The record is from RefSeq and is a predicted model, not a curated record. The transcript has 5 exons. NCBI's taxonomy places the organism in Eukaryota, Fungi, Basidiomycota, Agaricomycetes, Gloeophyllales, Gloeophyllaceae. The coding region runs from base 1 to 738 and encodes 245 amino acids.
AUGGCGACAAAGCCCUAUGUGAGGCUAGUCAAAACUUCGGAGCUGGAUCGCCUUGCGGUGGUUCAGCGACGAGCUUUCCUACGAGAUCCAGAGUUCAACUAUUUUGGUAGCGUCAAGACACCUCUUUCACAGGAGGUAGAUGGCGCUGAAAAGCGUCAUCUCGAGGUCUUCUUCAAGUUCCUCAACAAAGCCUGCCUAAAAUGUGGAGCGCGUAUCACAGUGGCCGUAGCACCUACUGAAGCAGGCGAGGUAAUCUGCGCCUCGACGACAUGGCUACCUCCUCGCAACCGGAUCUCGCUAGGGAGGACAUGGGUCCUACUGCGAAGUGGACUGUUCCAGACCCUCAAAGCCUGGGGUCUAAACGGUUUACUGCGUGUUGGGAUUGAAUACGGCGACGUAUCCGAGAAAGCACUGAAGGAGGCCUUCGCUGCUAAAGGCAUUAAGGAAUCUCCGAAUACGUCGUGGUACCUCCAACUGGCUUGUACCGACCCAGAUAUGCAAGGGCAAGGGUAUAUGUCCUUGCUAUGUCGAGAGGCCUUCGAAUUUGCUCCUUCGAGCACAUUUACACUUGAAGCUACCACCGUGCACUCUCGAGAACGUUAUGCCCACUUCGGCUUCGAGCUGUUCAAGGAACUUAGAUUGGGUAAGGGUAAGGUGAACAAGGACGGCCUGCCCGCCAAAGGACCCGACGCGGAAGGAGUACUAGUAUAUAGCAUGGUGAAGGUGAGCACGUUCUAG